AUGGCGGCCUGCAGGAUCCUUGCUCGCCAGUGUGCAUCGCACAUGCGAUUCAGACCUUUGAGUCACUCGCUACGUCAAUUGCCUAAAUGCAAUCCCCUCCCUCGCAGCUAUGCUACCUCGGUGGCCGCCGCAGAACUUAAAUUCGGCCAGCCGUUGCAUGAAACACAUCCCCACAUCCUGAGUCCAGGCGAGUUGACGCCGGGAAUCACCGCCCUUGAGUAUGCUCAACGCCGCUCGAAACUCGCCAACAAACUGCCGAAAGGCGCGAUUGCGGUGCUGGCCGCCUCGGAGGUGAAAUACCGUGCCUCGGGGAUUUUCAAUGAAUAUCGACAGGACUCGAACUUCUUCUACUUGACCGGAUACAACGAACCGAACGCACUGGCGAUCAUUGGGAACGACGGCUCAGGCGACAAUCACAUCUUCCAUCUAUAUGUUCGGGAGAAAGACGCCAAGGCAGAGCUUUGGGAUGGAGCACGAUCCGGUACUCAAGCUGCCAAGGAUGUAUUCAACGCCGAUGAGUCAGGGAACAUAGAACGUAUCGGAGAUUUCUUGCCUAGCAUUGUCCAGGGUGCCACAGAGGUUUACUCAGACAUACCUACAUUUGAUGGUUCAAGAUCAUCUUUGAACCGCUACUUGUACGGUCCGACAGUCGCAUCGGAGAAGCUGAGAAAAGUUGUCGACAACCGUAGAGUCAAGCCUUUGAAGCACCUGCUCAAUGAGAUGAGGGUCACCAAGAGCGAAAAUGAGGUUGUGCAGAUGCGUCGUCUGGGACAAGCAUCCGGUCGAGCUUUCACAGAAGCCAUGCGCCAAGAUUUCACUCGCGAGAAGGAUCUUUACUCGUUUUUGGAAUACCAAUUCAAGGCCAAUGGAUGUGAUACCAAUGCUUUCGUCCCAGUGGUUGCUGGAGGCCAGAACGCCUUGGCUAUUCAUUACACCAGAAACGACGACGUUCUCAAGGAUGGUGAUCUCGUCCUUGUUGAUGGCGGUGGUGAGUGGGGAACUUAUAUCUCCGACAUCACUAGGACUUGGCCCGUGAACGGCAAGUUCACCGACCCCCAGCGUGAUUUGUACAAUGCCGUGCUCAAAGUGCACCGAAGCUGUCUUUCACUAUGUCGCGAGACUUCCAACCUCUCUCUGGACAAACUCCAUGGUAUUGCAGAACACGGGUUGAAAGAUGAGCUCAAGUCUCUGGGCUUCGAUGUUUCUGGCGAUGCACUGAAUGUUCUGUUCCCCCACCAUCUGGGCCACUAUGUUGGUCUUGACGUACACGACUGCCCUGGAUAUUCCCGAGGAUAUGAUCUGAAGGCAGGUCAAUGUAUUACAAUCGAACCGGGUAUCUAUGUUCCUAACGAUGAGCGUUGGCCGGCCCACUUCCGGGGCAUCGGCAUCCGUAUUGAAGAUAGUGUUUGUGUUGGCGACGAACAUCCGAUCGUCUUGACCCCCGAGGCAGUGAAAGAGGUAUGCUCUCCAGGAUUUUCAGUUCUGGGCAUUGCUAACUUGUACCAGGUUGAGGACAUCGAGGCGUUGCGUAGUUAG
Messenger RNA from Penicillium salamii, 1536 nucleotides. NCBI's taxonomy places the organism in Eukaryota, Fungi, Ascomycota, Eurotiomycetes, Eurotiales, Aspergillaceae. The record is from the annotation of a GenBank genome assembly.